AGCUGCGUGGAUCUGUCAGUUGCAAAUGCGCUGUGCUGGCCUUUGUUUAUGGUUACUGGAAGGAGAGCAGCUAGAGAGAAAGAGAGGAAAAAAACUUGAGGGUAUUUAAAUUCUCUGUGCAGGAAACUAGGUUAGAAAAAAGUGUCGGCUUUCACACAGACCUAUUUUCUAAAGUUCUCCUUUGCUGGGAGAUUACAAGUAAAGAAGGGGGGGGCAGAGUUGGCCAGGUUUCUACAGAAUCACCUCUCAACAGUUCCUUACUACCCCCCUUUUUUUUUAAAGCGAGAGAAAGAGAAACAAAGUUGUAUAAAGGAGAGGCUGGUGGCAAGAGUGUAGAGGAGUAGCAUAUGGCACUAAAAGGAGCACAGCUGGAGGUAGCAUUUCCAUCUGAACAUGAUGUCAGAGCAGCUGACAGGCUGCCAUCCCCCAGUCUUUUCUUCUACCGCACAGACUGGGAGUUAGUGUGUGUGCGGAUCUGUGUGCAGGAGGAGGCAUCGCAUUCCCCUCCAACAUCUCCUCCACUUUGCAUCUGUCCCUCGCAGUUUGAUUUUUUUUUUUCCUUUCCUCCCUCUCUCUCUGUCUCUGUCUUGCUCUUCCUCCUACUACUCCUUCAUUGAUUCUGCAAAGGGAACUACAGCAGCAGACGCUACCACAACAGUGGACUUAAUCAAGUUGAUGCGUACCGCAGGUUAUGAAGACAACAUGGAGUUUCCAGACCACAGCAGACAUUUGCUACAGUGUCUGAGCGAGCAGAGGCAUCAGGGAUUCCUUUGUGACUCCACUGUUCUGGUUGGCGAUGCCCAGUUCCGAGCCCAUCGUGCGGUGCUGGCUUCAUGCAGCAUGUACUUCCAUCUCUUUUACAAGGACCAGCUGGACAAAAGGGACAUUGUUCAUCUGAACAGUGACAUUGUCACUGCCCCGGCCUUCGCUCUUCUGCUCGAGUUCAUGUAUGAGGGGAAGCUCCAGUUCAAAUCUCUGCCCGUGGAGGAUGUGCUGGCUGCCGCCAGCUACCUCCAUAUGUAUGACAUCGUCAAGGUGUGCAAGAAGAAGCUGAAGCAGAAGGCCACGGCUGAGGCUGACAGCACCAAGCGAGAGGAGGAUGCGUCCAGCUGCUCGGACAAGGUGGAGAGCUUUUCGGAGGGCGGCAGCACAGGCCGGCCGGCCACUGCUGACCUGCUGCACAGUGAUGAUGAGGAACUGGAGGGCAAGAGGGACUGCCUGCAAGAGCCGGGCAGCAUGUGGAUGCGCCUGGCGUCUGAGCGCACUGCUUCUCCGGCCACCAGCCCCAGGGAGGCGGAGCCACGUGGACCCGAUGCCGGCAAGUCCCCCGCCGGCAGCCCCAGCAGCUCCACGGGCUCUCUGUCCCGCCGCUCCGUGCCCUCCCGCAGGGUGUCGGCUGACGCUGACUGCGUGCUGGACCUGUCGGUGAAGUCGGGCCUGAGUGGCCCCCCUGGGGAUGCCGUGGCUGGCGGGAACCCUUACUUCUGUGGCCCGGUGACCCCAGACAGCCUGCAGAGCACCCUGGUGCAAGUGAAGGUGGAGAAGGAUGUAGGCUCGGAUGAUGAUGAGUUGGCGAGCGGCGAUUACGAGAUGGAGCACAGCGGCCUGAAGGAACCCGCCAGCACCAACGGUACCCACAGCGUUCACACGGUCCAGCAGCGGCGGCUGGGGCUGGAGGCGCACCUCUCGGCCCUGCGCGAAGCCUCUCUGGCCGGCGAGCUGGAGCGGGACAGCAAGUCAGCUGAGGACGACAGUGAGGCGUUGGGCGGCGAAGGCGACCGCGGGCAGGAAGCGGCAAGUGUGGAGAGCUCGCUGCUGCCCUACGUGUCCAGCAUGUUGGGUGCACCACACGCUCAGAUCUUCAUGUGUCCCUUAUGCAACAAAGUCUUCCCCAGCCCACACAUCCUGCAGAUCCACCUCAGCACGCACUUCCGCGAGCAGGAGGGUGUGCGCUCCAAGCCGGCGGGCGACGUCAACGUGCCCACCUGCAGCAUCUGCGGCAAGACCUUCUCCUGCAUGUACACGCUGAAGCGGCAUGAGCGGACCCACUCGGGCGAGAAGCCCUACACGUGCACCACGUGCGGUAAGAGCUUCCAGUACUCACACAACCUGAGCCGGCAUGCCGUGGUGCACACGCGUGAGAAGCCACACGCCUGCAAGUGGUGUGAGCGACGCUUCACGCAGUCGGGGGACCUUUACCGGCACAUCCGGAAGUUCCACUGCGAACUGGUCAACUCUCUCUCUGUCAAGAGUGAGACGCUGAACCUGCCCACUGUCAGAGACUGGGCGCUGGAGGAUAGUUCUCAAGAACUGUGGAAAUGAAAGCUAAAAUGACAACCCUUUUCAAACUGCUUUUUAAGUUAAGAAAGAGAGGGAGAGAAAAAGAGAAAGAGAGCGACAUUGUAGGGCAGAGAGGUAAGGAAAGAGGUGGAUAGGUAGAUGGUGGGGAAGGUCUGCAUCAGUCAUGUUUCUUCUAUGUACAUUGCUUAUCUUGUUAAAUUGCACUUUACUAGCACAUGAAAAAAAAUGUUACUACUGAUUUUUAUUUUCUGGUUUAUUUAGUCGUGGGUUUUUUUUAUUCGUUUUUUUUUUUCUUUACGUUUUUAUAAAACAUGGGUGCUGGCUAUGGCUGUCGCCUCUGACACAAAAUGUGUGAAUCUGAAUUUAACAGUGUAUAUACAUACACUUCUAUACACUCCUGGAUUUCAUUGAACAUCCAUGCCAUAAAAAAAAACCAUAUGAAGAUUUCAGGUAAUACACUGAGGAAGUUCAAAACUGAUACACUAAACGGGUACUACGAUCCUAUAUUUACCUGUACACAUAAGGCUCAUUUAUGAGUAUGUGUAUAUAUCGUGCACUACUAUACCUUUAUUUUGCAAAUAUCAUACCUGGUGUGUGAGUGUGGCCGCACACAGACACGGCGUGUUAACAAGUUAGUCCUUUGAAUCCUGCGAGGAUGUUUGCUCAAAAAGCUCCAAGCUUGUGUUAUUUAGGCUCUUGUACAUUUAUUUUUUGACUUGUGAUGGGAAACUUGACUGAUAGAAGACAAAACAGGCACUCAUGCAAUGUACAGCCUCCUUUUUCAUAUCAAUUUACACAUUUUUGUAUUGUUUGAUGAUGGAACUGAUGAUUCUUUCAUCUUAAAUUUAGUUGCAGACGCUCAACACUUGUUUUCUACUGAGAUUGGGUUUACGUUUGGUGCAUUUCUAGACAUUUCUGUAGUUUUUGUUUGUGUUUUUUUGGUUUUUUUUUUUUUUUUUUUUUUUUUUUUUUUUUUUUUUUGAAAUGGGAUCUGUUUUUUGCAUGACGUCCAACAUGUAUAUUUAAGAAGAUGUGAAUUGCUGUAUUACUGUACACUGUAAUUGACCGAUUCAUUACAGUCAGGGCACCUGUCUGUUUAAAAAAAAUAUAUAUAUAUACUUUAAUAUUACAGCUGUAGAAAUUGCAUGAAUUUUAUUUAACUUACUCUUAUUUUUGUUGUUGUUUUGCAUUGGAGAGUGUAUUUUUAAUUAACUCAUUUGAUUCCUCAGUAGUUUUUUUUGUUUGUUUUUCUCCUCUCACUAGAGAGUCCAUGGUGACUCCUAUUAAGACGUUCUGCUGGGCUGUGAAGAUGGCGUAAAUGCACUGAUGUUAGGUUGCAGUGUGUCUGUGCCCAAGGGAUCUAGCGGCAGGCUCGUAGUAGAACGCAGGAGUUUGAUAUGGGGCAGGGUGUCAGCAGAGGCUUUAACCUCUCUGCACAUCCUUCCAAAGCUAGUGUAGUUCCUGCUUAGCACCUCCUCACACGCUGCUGGUCUCCAACUGCUGUCUCAGUAUCCUGUUUACUCGCAUCUAGCAUUUGAAAAGUGUCAGCUUUUUUUUGUUUGUAAUUUAUUUAUUUAUCUGCUCAAUUGGCACUUGCUUCGAAUUCUGUGGCCAUGAAGAUUCAGUUUGCUGUGAUAACGUGUCGGCUCCUGUAAAGAUGGGCUCAUCAGAUCUACUGUGUGUGGCAGAAGCUGAAGAGUUGGUAAACAGCAUAAAGCUCCAAUCUGUGUGUGUCUGUGUGUGUGUGUGUGCGUGUGUGUGUGUGUGUGUGCGUGUGCGUGCGUGCGUGUGAAUAUGUUUUUGUACUCGAAGCAUAAUCCUUCCUCUUUGACAGGAGAAAAUGUUUGGCAUGUGUGGUUGCACCUUUAAAAGCUUAACAAAAUUAGAUUAAUGCUGAAAAGAUGCCUUUAUAAUUUUAACUCUUAAUUAAUUGACAUUAUUACUUUAAUACACGAUCUAUAAAUUCUAGGAUUAUUGAAAAAUAAAAUGGUUACAGUGCUGUAGAAAGACUUUUUUGUUCCAACAUUGUGUAUGUGAUUUGAAAAUGCAGAUUUCGUUUAAUUCUUUUAAAAUCUUUGCUUUGUAUAAAUUAACAUCCAGUUUUCAUAUUUUUUUUAACGAAGGUGAAAAAAGUUGAAGAAAAAGCUCACCUAGUCAUUUUUGUCAGAUUAUUUAGAAAAAGGCAAAAACAGAAAAAAAAACAAACACAAAUGAAAACCUAAAUUUGGAAAAGCGCUGUUGUCAUGGAGCUGAGCGCAGUGCUGAAGCGCUGGGCCUACU
This is a messenger RNA of Pygocentrus nattereri (red-bellied piranha), 4581 nucleotides long. RefSeq names its product zinc finger and BTB domain containing 18 (gene zbtb18). Lineage: Eukaryota; Metazoa; Chordata; Actinopteri; Characiformes; Serrasalmidae. Gene Ontology annotation, biological process: regulation of transcription by RNA polymerase II. Gene Ontology annotation, cellular component: nucleus. The record is from RefSeq and is a predicted model, not a curated record. Bases 676 to 2322 code for a protein of 548 amino acids. The transcript has 2 exons. Gene Ontology annotation, molecular function: protein binding; DNA-binding transcription factor activity, RNA polymerase II-specific; RNA polymerase II cis-regulatory region sequence-specific DNA binding.